Messenger RNA from Epinephelus moara (kelp grouper), 4898 nucleotides. Its product is annotated as netrin-4-like. Gene Ontology annotation, cellular component: laminin trimer. The transcript is spliced from 10 exons. Gene Ontology annotation, biological process: cell migration; substrate adhesion-dependent cell spreading; basement membrane assembly. NCBI's taxonomy places the organism in Eukaryota, Metazoa, Chordata, Actinopteri, Perciformes, Serranidae. The coding region runs from base 281 to 2194 and encodes 637 amino acids. The record is from RefSeq and is a predicted model, not a curated record. Gene Ontology annotation, molecular function: protein binding.
GUUGAACCCUGAAGUGCGUGGGCUGGAAUAAUUUAAGGAUAAGGACUGCAGGGCGCUCAGAUAAAACGAGUCAAGUCUAACAAGGCUUUUCUUUCUACACCAUGACAGACAAGAAUAGGCUCAGGUCUGUUGACUUUGUUCAUUUCUGUACCCGUGUGUGAGUAGUUAUUUUAUAGCGGAGAGGAGCAUGUUGGAUUAUUAACGUGUGGGUAUCCUUGGAUCAAACUGUGAGGAGUAUAAGACAGGUGACUUUAUGUAGAGGAACAACAGCUGCUUCAGGAUGAGACUGUGGACUUUACUCUUCAUUAUCCCGGUGUGCGCAUCCUCUCCUCUGUCAGCAGAGACGUCUAAGUCCAAACCUCCAUCUGCGGAGAGCCGCUGCUCCGGCCGAGCCUGCAACCCCCGCAUGGGCAACCUGGCCCAGGGCAGAGUGCUGAGCACCCUGUCGAUGUGCGGCUCCAACUCCUCGGAGCCCUACUGUAUCUACAAAGAGACAUCCUCCCCCCGGAGCAGGGAGUCCUGCCUGCCUGCAAAAUGCACCAAGUGCAACUCAGCUAUCCCCAGCCAGGCGCACCCUCCCUCCGCCAUGAGCGACUCCUCUUUCCGCUACCCGGACACUUGGUGGCAGUCUGCGGAGGGCGUGAAGCAGGAGACGCUCCAGCUCGACCUGGAGACGGAGUUCCUCCUCACCCACCUCAUCCUGGUGUUCCGCUCCCCCCGCCCCGCUGCCAUGGUGCUGGAGCGCUCCCAGGACCACGGGCUCACCUGGAGGGCCCUCAGGUACUUUGCCCGGGACUGCGAGGGGGUGUUCGGCCUGGCAGAGGGGUCGACAGACGGGGAGAGUGGAGCAACCUGCACCUCCAAGUAUUCAGGAGCUUUUCCUUGCACCAGAGGAGAGGUGAUCUAUCGCGCCUUGUCGCCCUGGCACUCAGUGGAUCCAUACGGACCAGCCGCCCAGAACCAGCUCAUGAUCACCAACCUCAGAGUCCGCCUGCUGCAGCGCCAGCAGUGUCCCUGCCAGGCCAAACAUCCUGAUGCUGCCGUUCUCCCCACAGACCAUUAUGCCAUCUAUGAUUUCAUUGUCAAAGGCAGCUGCCUUUGCAAUGGACACGCUGACCACUGUGUCCCAGCCGGGGGGUUCCAGCCCAGCCAACAGAAGACCAACAACAUGGUCCACGGCAAGUGUGUCUGCAGACACAACACAGCCGGUGACCACUGCGAGCGCUGUGCACCUCUCUACAAUGACCAACCCUGGCAGGCGGCCAACGGCAUCAUAGGGACACCGCAUGAGUGCCAGAAGUGCAAGUGUAACGGUCACGCCAAGAGCUGUCACUUCAGUCGGGGAUUGUGGCUGGCGACUGGACGGAGGAGUGGUGGCGUGUGUGACGACUGCCGCCACAACACAGAGGGCCGUCACUGCCAGAACUGUAAGAAGGGCUUCUUCAGGGAUCCCAGCCGACCAAAAACUGCCCCUGACUCCUGCAAAGCCUGUUCCUGCCACCCUGUAGGCUCCAUCCUCUCAGGAGGUAGCACUCUCUGUAACCCCAGCAGCGGGGAGUGCACUUGUAAGCCCGGUGUUGGAGGCCCCUGCUGUGACAGCUGCAUGCCGGGAUACUGGGGGCUGCAUGAGUACGGCUGCCGUCCGUGCGACUGCACAGGGGACUGUGACCCCUACACUGGUGACUGCAUCUCUGGCUCAGAUGUGGAGGUCUUCUAUACAGCCACCGGCCACAUGGGACAUAGCAGCAAUAAUAGUGAGACGGCACUCUUUAGGGUAGAGGAGCUUUUCUCUGCACUGCACCACUCUGAGAAAUGUGAGUGUGUGGAAGUGACCCUUGGCAGCCCUAAACUCUUCUGUGCUGCAGAGUAUGACUACGUGCUGGUGGUGAAGGUAAUGUCGGCUCAUGACAAAGGCUCCCACGCAGAAGUGGAGGUCAAGGUCAAGAAGGUCUUGCACCAGAACCCUCGGAUGAAGAUCCAGAGGGGAAGCGUCACCCUUUACCCAGAGUCCUGGACCAGCCAAGGCUGUACCUGUCCUAUCCUCAACCCAGGAUCUGAGUAUGUCGUGGCCGGUCAUGAGGACUGGAAGACCGGCCGACUGAUGAUCAACACCAAGAGCCUGGUUAAACCGUGGAAGUCAAAUCUGGGACGCAAAAUCCUUCACAUCCUCAGAAAAGACUGCGGCCGCUGGUAGGGCAUCGCCACGGACUGCUACAGACAGAGGGGUGAAGGGGUGGAGGAUGAUCUGUGACAUACAGGAGUGAGCAGAAUGAACAGAGACACUGUCUGAUUUGGGCAUUGCUUGGACAUUCAAAUGAAAGCCCAUGCCCACUACAGCGAUUUGACUGUUUCCUCUGUUUCCAAAUUGGAGUCCACUGCCCCAAGAAAAAGCUGCAAUGCUGAUAGAAGUAAGCACAUACCUCGCUAGAUGACAGUCACUUAAGAAUCAAAGAGAACAAAGCAAGCCAUAAAGACUUUCAUCCGGACAAAGACAAAGCUGAUGUUGCAUUUAUUCAUUGUCUAUGUAUGAUAUUUUCCAGGUUAUUUAUAAAACAGUGCAUGUUAAAGGGACAGUUCACCUCUAAAUCAAAAGAACAGAUUUUUCCUCUUACCUGUAAUAGUGUUUGUUGAUCUGGAUUGUUUUUGCGCGAGUUGCAAAGUGUUGGAGAUAUCAGUUCUAGAGAUAUUUGCCUUCUCUCGAAUAUAAUGAAACUAGAUGGCUUUCGGCUUGUGGUGCUCAAAGCACCAAAAAAUACAUUUGAAAACUCAACAGUAAAUACAGAAAUCAUGACCAAGUUACUCAAGAAGAUCCAGAGACCUUGUGAGCAGCUUCAAGUAGGAACUAUUUUCUUUCUACCGAACUAUUCCUACCAACUGUAUCACUGCAAAGAAGGAAGCGUGCAUCUACUCAUGGACGAGAGGCUCAUGACAGCAUGAGAUGUAAACAUUAAUGGCAUCCUUAUUGGCUCAGCUCUAACGUUAGCUAGCUCAGACGCUGUGAGCGAUAGGGCUGUCCCCUCAUAGUCGACCAAACGUUAGUCGACCAUAAAGGUCAUAAGUUGGCAAGAUUUCAUUGUUCGGUUAGUAGCAUCUGAAACUCUAUUAGGGGCUGCACCUUAUCAAAAUAAAUCAAAACCUAUAUGACUGGACCAUGUGGGAAUUUAAUUUGAAAGGACAGACACAGGAAGUGUCCACGCUCAGCAGUCAGACAGGAGUCAGGUUAAUUUCCAGGGCUGGUACCUGUGGUUAUCACACAGGCUAGUUAAUAACAUGUCGGGCAGGAAAUCCAAAGUGUGGGAUCAUUUUGAGAAGGUGAAGGACGAACCCAAGGUGAUAUGUAAACUCAUCUUCAUUGGUCGACUACAAACAUGACGUAUCAUCUGAAACAUGUCAGUAGCUACAUGCCCAUUAGCCACUUAGCGCAAUCAUUACUGCUUUGCCGACAGCAUCAUUAACAGGCGGCUCGCUCAGUGUGUGACGUGCACUUGUAGAUAAAAUAUAGGCCUAUAUUAAUGAAGGUUCAUUAGUACGGUUUUGUAUUUCUCUGUAAUGUAGCACAGUGUUAACAAUGUUACUGAUACUAUUCUUUCUCACACCUUCAACUCAAACCAUUGUGUUGCCCCGCCCAAAAUAUAUAAUUUGAUAAUUAAAUUAAUAUCGUAAACAUGCAGGCGACUAGUCGACUAAUGGCCCUAAAUGACGACUAUUGGUUGACUAGGAAAAUUGUUAGUCGGGGGCAGCCCUAGUGCCAUCUAGUUCCAUUAUAUUCAAGAGAGGGCAGACAUCUCUUCGGCCGAUACCUUCAACACUCGGUAACUCACAACAAUACAAUCUAGACUGAAAAUAGCACUACAGGUAAGAGGGCUAAUAUGUAUUUUUGAUUUUGGGAUGAACUGUCACUAAGUUACUGUCAGAGUUGAUGAGCCAGUCACGUCCCACUGUAUCAAUUUCAUUGAGAGCUGUUUACUUGGAAAUCGUGCAAAGGCACGGCCUGAAUCAUCCUUGUCUUCUCACAGAUAUUGGCGAUAAAUCAUGAAUGAAGUCAACAUCAGAAUGUGUGUGAGUGUGGAUGUGUGUGUUUGCUUGAUGUCCUUGGCAGGGAGUCUGGGACUGUGCAGGUCAGAACAAGUAACUCCUGGAUGAGGGGAGAGGAUGAAAAAAACAUUAAAGGAAUCAGGCGGCUUAAUCUGAACAGCUCUGCUCUGCACCGGCAAACUCGCCCGCCUGCUGUCUGACAAGAGCAAAACACACUCCACCCUCUCCGGUCUGGAGUACAUGCAACCGGCUCAAACGCUCAGGAACAAGUUUGCUCUCACACCUGCUUCAUUUAUAAGAGUGGCUCAUUGUCAGAUUGCUUCAGCCAGAUGUGAUUCUGUGAGGAUUUUUCUGCUGUCCUCAGUCGCCCUGCUUCCACACGAGGAGGAUUCACUUGAGAAGGGCUCUCUGAACAUGACCCUGUGGGAGCCAGAGUGUGUGUGAGUGUGAGAACGGGAGCACAUGCUCUCUAAACACAUGCUCCUCUUUUUGGCCUGUGACUCCUCCGGCCCCAAAAUAAAUAUGUAUUAAAAGCCUGGGCAUUCAUUGACAUCACAGCGCAUCAGAUCCAGAGUCCACAGGCCAUUUUUGAGCCAGGCCCAGUUAAGAAUAGGACGGGUCCGCUGUCUCCAAGGAGAAGGACAAACUCUGUGAGGAGACAUGAUGCAUUCCUCAAACAUGACAUCACCGCCCGUGUCCUUGUCCCAAAGACUUUACCAAAAUAAGAGAAAUGGGCUGAGCAUUCUUCUUGUAAAGGACAAAGUGGUGAUUUAGGGUGCCUGAAUGUACUCCAUCAUCAACGUGAUAUUUGUAAAGCUAUUUGUGUGUGUCCUGUAUGUUCUUCUUUUUCAUAUAAACUGUAU